Galdieria sulphuraria is the source of this 1815-nucleotide messenger RNA. Its product is annotated as histidyl-tRNA synthetase. Gene Ontology annotation, cellular component: mitochondrion. The coding region runs from base 59 to 1777 and encodes 572 amino acids. Lineage: Eukaryota; Rhodophyta; Bangiophyceae; Galdieriales; Galdieriaceae. Gene Ontology annotation, biological process: mitochondrial translation; histidyl-tRNA aminoacylation. The record is from RefSeq and is a predicted model, not a curated record. The transcript has 2 exons. Gene Ontology annotation, molecular function: histidine-tRNA ligase activity; ATP binding.
UGAUUAUUGUAUCUUGUUACACUUUUUCAUUUCUUUUUCAAAAUACACUAAUAAAGAAAUGAUGAGACGAUGUGGUUUGUAUUCGGAUCGUUUGACCUUUUUGGUAGCGGUGGAUAGACACUUUUUGCGAUCUUUUUGUUCGCAUAUUGUUCAUAACAACUCCCUGAAUCAUUCCAAAAUACUAUAUUGUUGUGGUUAUUUAUCCAAAAGUUGGUUGCUUUUGAAAGCUUUGUCAAUUGCUCCGAAGCGACAAACGUCGUCCAUAAGUUUGACCCAAAGGCUCUUUUGCUCUACCCAAUCUACUGGUGAAAACUCUAUGAAGAUGGAAGCGAUAGAUAGAAACGAGUUGGAGGUUGCUUGUGAAGAAUUGUCCAAUAUGAAGCGUACAAUGAAAGCAAAAGUUCCUAAAGGUGCAAGAGACUUCCUUCCUGAACAAAUGGCUAUUCGUGAAAAGGCGUUUCGAAUAGUCACCAAAGUAUUUGAUCGUCACGGAGCGGUUGCUAUUGAUACUCCAGUAUUUGAGUUGAAGGAAACUUUGACAGGAAAAUAUGGAGAAGACUCCAAACUUAUUUAUGAUUUGGCAGACCAGGGUGGUGAACUGUUAUCACUGAGAUACGACUUGACAGUGCCUUUGGCUCGAUUUUUAGCCACCCAUAAGAUAAACAACUUGAAAAGAUAUCAUAUAAGUAGAGUAUAUCGACGAGAUAAUCCAGCUAUUCAAAGAGGACGCUUUAGAGAGUUUUAUCAAUGUGACUUUGAUAUUGCUGGUACCUUUGCUAGAAUGGUUCCUGAUGCAGAGGUCAUUAAAGUGCUUUGUGAAGUGUUGGAUGAAUUGGCAGUAGUAUCGUCCUUUCAUGCAAAGGUUCUUUCUAGUUAUAAAAUCAAAGUGAACCAUCGCGGUAUAUUGGAUUCCAUAUUUGAGUUGUGUGGUGUUCCAAAAGAGAAAAUGAGGGCAAUUAGCUCUGCAGUGGACAAAUUGGACAAGGAAUCUUGGAGCAGUGUUCGGUCUGAGAUAGUAGAAAGGAAGGGAUUGGAUCCUUUUAUAGCAGAUAAAAUUGGAAGUUAUGUACUUCGCCGAGAUAAUCCACAAAGGAUGCUAUCAUCCUUAUAUGAAGAUUCUCAACUUUCUUCCAUGGCACGUUCAUCUUUAGAAGAUAUGGAACUUUUAUUCAAGUAUCUUGGAGACUUGGGAGUAGGUGAUUGUCUUAUAUUUGAUCUUUCAUUGGCAAGAGGAUUGGACUAUUAUACUGGAUUGAUAUUUGAGGCAGUUUUGACAACAGAUAGCAACACUUCAUUAGGUUCUAUUGGUGCCGGUGGUCGUUACGAUAACUUGGUGGAUAUGUUUUCGAGUCGUUCAGUUCCUUGUGUUGGCUGUUCACUUGGUAUUGAAAGAAUAUUGACGAUAUUUGAAGCUGCUGAGAAAGAAUGGGCCACUUCAUUGGGUCGAAAAAUAAAAGCUAACAAGACUCAAGUAUUGGUUGCUUCUAUUGGAGAACAAAUGAUAGGAGAACGAAUGAAACUAGCGAAUGAAUUAUGGAAAGGGAAUAUUGCAGCAGAGUUUUCUUAUGCAGAGAAACCGAAAUUAAAUAAACAACUACAACAUGCUUUGGAAGAAGAGAUACCGUUGCUAGUUAUCAUUGGAGAGGAUGAACUGAAAAAAGGAAUGGUCAAUCUAAAGAUUCUUGCGACAAACGAACAAAGGGAAGUAAACAGAACCGAUAUCGUGUCAGCUAUUAAACAAGCUUUGAAUCUCAUACAAGUUGCUGCUGAUUCAUAAAAUAGAAUUUUUUAAAAAGUAAAUUCUUUUUGUAUAGA